Molecule: messenger RNA, 908 nt
Organism: Zea mays
Lineage: Eukaryota; Viridiplantae; Streptophyta; Magnoliopsida; Poales; Poaceae
Product: formin-like protein 5
Exons: 2
Coding region: 1-576 (191 amino acids)
Source: RefSeq, a predicted model, not a curated record
AUGGCGGUCGCCCCUAACCCACGGUGCCGACUGCUCCACCGUAAGCGCCUGUUUCACCGCCACCGCCGACUCCGGUUGGUCCUCACCCGCGCGUGGAUGGCGCCCGCGCCUCUCUCCUCCAAGUGUGUCGUCCACACCAAGCUCCCCUGCCUCACCGCGCGAUCUCCAGCCCCGCCGCGCUCGCAAGUCUUGAGAUCGAGCAGAUCUGCCAUCCCGCGCCCUCGCCCCAUCACGCGCUCAUCCUCCCCUGCCCCCGCACCGCAUCCAACGCGUAGAUCCAGCGCCGUCGCCGCGAUACCUGCCCAUGCCACCGCGUGCGCACCCCCCGUGCCGUCGGCAAACCCUAGCAUGAUCCCCACCCCGCCCCCGUCCUCCUCACAUCAUCGGCUCCCCCGUCAUCCAUAUCCCAGUGGACAUCUCUGGCGACAAGAGGAUGACGUCGUCCGGGGUGGUGGCCGCCCGGACAACCCGUUGCUCGCCAGGCCGAGUCUCCUGAGACCCUUGAGCUUGCUCAGUGACGGAGGGAUGCUUCCAUGGAAGGAAUUGAAAUACAGAUCAAGAAACUCUAGGCUCUAGCACUACUCCAGCUCUUCUGGCAUCUGACCGGAGAAUUUGUUCUCGGAUAGCGCUAGCUGAGCAAGGCUGGUGAGGCUGGAGACGUCAGGUUGGCUACAGUGUCGGGGAUGAACCCACUCAGCGCGUUACUGCUCAGAUCAAGCUCCACUAGCUGGGCGAGGUCGCCGAUGGAGGAUGGGAUUGGCCCCGUCAACCGGUUCCCCUGCAACGCCAACUUCGUGAGGUUCUUCAUGUUCCCAAUCCCUGUUGGGAUGGUGCCGUUGAGGAGGUUGGAUUCGAGGCCCAACGUUGUGAGCCCGAUGAGGUCGUCGCUGGCCGGUGGAAUAGACCCG